Molecule: messenger RNA, 1017 nt
Organism: Salvelinus namaycush (lake trout)
Lineage: Eukaryota; Metazoa; Chordata; Actinopteri; Salmoniformes; Salmonidae
Product: trypsin I-P1-like
Exons: 7
Coding region: 1-1017 (338 amino acids)
Biological process (GO): proteolysis
Molecular function (GO): serine-type endopeptidase activity
Source: RefSeq, a predicted model, not a curated record
AUGGACUCGUGGUGGGCGUUGUGUGCUGUGGUAGUAGCGUUGACCUGCAUUGGAAAAGGUGGCCAUGCACAGUUGGAUGUGUGCGGCACAGCUCCUCUCAACACAAAGAUCGUGGGGGGUCAUAAUGCAGUGGCAGGGAGCUGGCCAUGGCAGGCCAGUCUGCACAGAUCCAGCGGCCAUUUUUGUGGAGGCUCCCUUAUCAACAAAGACUGGGUCCUGACUGCCGCUCACUGCUUCGCCAGCACCAGCACGUCUGGCCUGCUUGUCUACCUGGGCCGGCAAAAUCAGAAAAGCUUCAACCCCAACGAGGUGUCUCAAACGGUCUCUCAGAUCAUCCGCCACCCCAACUACAACCGUGAAACCAAUGACAAUGACAUAUGUCUGCUGAAGCUCUCGUCAUCUGUCACCUUCACUAACUACAUUCAGCCGGUCUGCCUGACAGCAGGGGGCAGCACAUACUACAAUGGCACUACUAGCUGGGUCACUGGCUGGGGCAAUACCAAUAGCGGAGUGUCUCUGCCCUCACCCCAGACCCUACAGGAGGUGGAGCUGCCAGUAGUGGGGAACAGGAAGUGUACCUGUCUCUAUGCUGGAGUGGGUUCAAUCACAAGCAACAUGAUUUGUGCUGGUCUAUUGGCGGGAGGAAAGGAUUCCUGUCAGGGAGACUCAGGGGGGCCGCUAGUGAGCAAACCGGGCUUAGUCUGGAUCCAGUCUGGUGUUGUGAGUUUCGGAGUAAGCUGUGCUAGACCAAAUUUUCCAGGAGUGUAUGCCAGAGUGUCCCAGUACCAGGCCUGGAUCAAGAGCCAGAUCAGCACUGACCAACCAGGCUUCGUCACCUUCUCCUCCAGUGGGAAUAACUCUGACCUCACAGUCACCUGUGCUGCACUGUCCGGGACUGUUCUGAGGCGGCUGACGUGCCAGCGUGAUCCAUUGCUCAGCAUGAAGGUUGCGGCCCCCAGUUGUCGACUGACCUGCAAGGGGUCCUACCAGAAUGAGGCCAUUUUGUUGCACCGUUGA